Messenger RNA from Knipowitschia caucasica, 1125 nucleotides. Lineage: Eukaryota; Metazoa; Chordata; Actinopteri; Gobiiformes; Gobiidae. The record is from the annotation of a GenBank genome assembly.
AUGAUCGAGCUCGUCGCUCUCGAGUCUAGAGAGCGGCUCGCGGCUCUCGAGCCGCUGUCGCUUACGUCCGCCGCCGAGUGCGCCAGACGCUCGGGCUUCUGCUCGCUCGCGCGAGUGCGCGUCGCGGCGCGGCUAGCCGGCGAUCGCUCGGCCUCGGCCGGUCGCUCGAGGGGCGCGUCUGCCUCUGCGACCUCUGCGCCGGCCGCGCUCGCUUCUCCUCGCUUAUCGCGGGGCGCGCGGCUGGCGCAGGCGCGAGUUGAGCCGGUUCUCUUCGUGCUCUCUGGCGCUCGUCGCGCGGCUCUGGCGCUCUUCGUUCGUCUGCUCGUCGCGUCUCGCUUCGCUAGUCGCUCUGUCCUCUUCGUCUACUUCUACGUGUGUAGUUUUUAUCUCCUUUUGGAUGUUCUUCUCUUUUCUUCUUUCUGCGCGCUGCGCGUCGUCCUGUCUCUCGCUCGGCCUGCGUCCCGCUCGCGCUUGCUAUCGUGCUUUGUGCCGCUCGGCGCCCGUAGCUCUCUGUCGUGUCCGCUGUCGUCUAUGUUGGCCGGACGCUGCUCGGUCGGCGCGCUCGCGGGAAUUUUGGGAUGGGGGGGUGGGGGGGGGGGGGGGGGGGGGGUGUUUUGGGGUUUUUUUUGGGGUUUUGGGGUGGUGUUGGUGUUGGUGUGUGUUUGGGUUGUGGGGGUGUGGGGGGGUGUAGUGUUUGGGUGGUGGUUUGGUUGGGGGGGGGGGGGGGGGUGGGGGUUUAUUGUUGGGGGAGUGUGGGGGGGGGGGGGGGGGGGGGGUGGUGGGGUGGGGGGGUGGUGUGGGGGGGGUGGGGGGUGGUGUUGGAGGGGGGGGGUUGGGGGUGGGGGGGGGGGUGGGUGGGGGGGGGUGUGGGGGGGGGGGGGGGGGGGUGGGUGGGGGGGUUGUGGGGGGGGGUGUGUGGGGUUGUUGGUGGUGUUGUUGGGGGGGUGGGUGGGGUUGGUGUGGGGGUUGGUGGGGUGGUUGGGUUGGGGGUGUGGUUUGGGGUUGUGUGGGGUGUUGGGGGGGUGUGUGGGGGGGGGGGGUGUGUGUGGAGGGGGGUUGUGGGUUUGGUUUGUGGGUUGUUGGGUGGUUGGUUGGGGAGGGGUUGGUGGGUGGGGGGGGGGGUGA